ACACUGAACUAACUUGACUAUUCCUUCCGUCUUCUUGCUGGCUUCAUUUUGUGUUUUUCGGGCGUUUUAAACGACACACUUUUCUUGUUUUUGGAGUAGUAAUGUGUUAAAGUCUGUGGCGCGGCCGCUCUUCACUGGGCGGAAAUACCGUUUUGUCUCCGCUUUUUAGUUGUAAAGCAGCGGAGGGAAAUGUCCAGCUGAGGAUUGGAAAUCCAGAAAAUCGCAGGGCCUGUGUUUGUAAUGAUUGAUCGAUACUUCGACAAUGGCGAAAAAGGUACAAGUUUUAUAUGACUUCUCUGCUGAGGCCGGAAACAACGAGUUGACUGUGAAAGAAGGAGAGACGAUUACUAUCACCAAUCAGAGUAUUGGAGGCGGCUGGAUUGAAGCGCAGAACUCCAGAGGAGAGGUUGGACUGGUGCCAGUGGACUACAUCGAGCAGUUACCAUCGUUCACAGGACCUGCCGCCCUCGCUCCAAGUGUCGGACAUGUUGCAACUCCAGACCUGUCCAUCUUUGAUUCUCUGGCUCCUGCAGCACCACCUACAGCACCACCUGUACAACACCAGGUGGAUGCUGGGGGCUUAAGUCCCCAGCCGGACACCCCCGACACCCCCGACACCCCCGUUUCCCCCUUCUUUCCGUCCCCCGAUGAGGCGAGUAACGGUAAUGACCCCUGGUCGGUGUGGAACACGGACCCCUCAGGGGGCUCCAACAACAACUGGGCAUCCAAUCCAGAGGGCACCCAGACUGGGAAGACUUCCGCUGACCCCUGGAGCUCCAUAUCCCAGGGCCACCCUCAGGCUUACCAGGGCCCCGGAGCGGAGGACGAUGAGUGGGAUGACGAGUGGGACGACGUAAAGUCCACUGGAGGUUACGCCGAAUCCGAAUCUGGAGAUAGUGGUGCGAUGCAGAGGGGAGGAGCUCAUGCACCUUCAAUGAAGAUCUCCCUAAACAACAGGUUUCCUGGGUUCUCCAAGCCUGGACCGGAGCUCUACCUCUUAUGCAAGCAGCUCACUAAGGGCAAAGAGAGGUUACCAAUCUAUGUAGGAGAAGUUGGUCCCGUGUGGUCUUACCCAGAAACUCAGCUGGACUGUAUUGUGGCUGAUCCCAAGAAAGGCUCAAAGAUGUACGGGCUCAAGAGCUACAUCGAGUACCAAAUCAUACCCAAUACCACAAACCGACCCGUCAAUCACAGAUACAAGCACUUUGAUUGGCUGUAUGAGAGGCUUCUAGACAAAUUUGGGUCGGCCAUCCCAAUCCCGGCUCUACCAGACAAGCAGGUGACGGGGCGAUUUGAAGAGGAGUUUAUUAAGAUGCGUAUGGAGCGGCUGCAGGGCUGGAUGACCAGGAUGUGCAGGCACCCCGUUCUUUCCAGCAGCGACGUAUUCCAGAUUUUCCUCACCUACAAGGAUGAGAAGGACUGGAAGACGGGGAAGAGAAAAGCAGAGAAGGACGAGACGGUGGGAGUGAUGGUCUUCUCCACGAUAGAGCCUGAGGGUGCCGACUUGGAUCCCGUGGAAGUGGAGCAGAAAUGUGAGCAGUUCAGCCGGUUCACCAAAGCCAUGGAUGACGGCGUGAAGGAAAUCCUCACAGUGGGCAACGAGCACUGGAAGAGAUGCACAGGCCCGUUGCCCAAAGAGUACCAGAGAAUCGGCAAAGCGUUCCAAAACCUGGCGACCGUCUUCAACAGCAGUGGAUACCAAGGCGAGUCCACCCUGACUGAUGCCAUGACGGCGGCAGGAAAGACGUAUGAAGAAAUAGCUCAGAUGGUGGCAGAGCAGCCCAAGAAAGACCUCCACUUCGUCAUGGAGACCAACAAUGAAUAUAAGGGUCUUCUCGGAUGCUUCCCUGACACCAUCGGGUACCAUAAGGCAGCAAUAGAGAAGGUGAAGGAGGGAGACAAGCUUGUGGCCGCCAGUAAGAUUACCCCUCAGGACAAAGUCACGAUGGCUAAGCGGAUCAGCACCAUGUCGUACGCGUUGCAAGCGGAGAUGAACCACUUCCACAGUAACCGUAUCUAUGACUACAACAGGGUCAUGCAGUUGUACUUGGAGGAGCAAGUCAAGUUUUACGAGACGAUCGCCGAGAAGCUGAAACAAGCCCACGGUCAGUUCACCACCAUGUGAGCGACGUUCCGGUCUCGCGCCGCGAGACGAGAAGAAGAAUUCAACCAGCUCGGCAUCCAAAACUCUUUUCCUCACACUGCGUUCCUUUCCCUCCCUUUAAUUUAAAUGUCACUUCUCUCUUCCUUUCGGUCUUACCUCAUCUCUUUACGGCUCGUGCCAACGGUCCCGGCUCGUGGUGUCCCUUUUGUGCGCGGCGCUCUCGGAGGGUUAUGAACGGUCGAGGAGCGUGUGCGGCAGCUGAAAAAGGCUUCGGCGCUUUUAUUGUUCGGGCCAGCCAUGACAACGGACCAAGUCACGUGUUUGCACCCCCGUUCCUUCGCUCAAGGUCUGCGGCUCGCGAGACAGGAAGUUAACGCCAUGAAUUGCACAUUGCGCAUUCUCUCAUGUGAUGCAAGGGAAGUGUUGUACAGCUUAUCGGUGCCAACAUGCCUGUGCUUACUUUAUAUCGACUUAUUUUAAAGCAAUACUCUGCAGUUUUUCCAUGUAGAAAAUGGUAACUUAAAGGUUUUACACGUGCCGUCUGCACAGUGGCGUCGCGAUGUACUUACUCCCAACACCAAAGCUGCCCUCCCCUCUGUCCUUAGGGACAGCAAGGGGGGGGGGGAGGGGUUUCUGAAUACAGCACUGUCAACAAAUCAGAGCUUUAUUGUCUAUUCCUCAGCCAAUAUUUGAAUAAUUUUUUGCAAACAUUCGAGAGAGUCCUAACAUAUCUGGUAAAAGCAGUGGAGUAUUCCUUCCAUGGAGUCUUGGAAGAGCCGUCAAAGGACGGAGUGUGUUCUCUGUACGUCCAUUGCUGGCAGCCCCCCCCCCCCCCCCCCCCCCACACACACACACACACUUUCAUCCGGCACUUCCUCACAGAGCUAACAGGAAGCUCCACCUCCUUCCAGUCUUUCCCCUUUUAGGAAAAUAGAAAUGGUUGACCUAGUGGCCCCCCAGGCUGAAUACCAUGACACUGCAGUUUACAUAUCAGGAGACACGACAACAUGAGGGAGAAAUAAUACUCAAGUUCGAUUCUUUUAAGUGUUGGGGCUGUAAAGUCAAAAGUCAGUAAAUAUUAUACCCCCCCCCCAGUUAUGAAGAAUAUUUUUCCUUUUUUUUUGACCAGCUAAUAGUGUUUUAUAUGUAACAGCACCGUUAGCUGAAAGAAUAUACUAAAAGAAGAGCCGUGGAUUACGUCACUUCUGCAGUUCUGCUUUUCUCCACCCAUUUUUCAAUCAUUCUCUAAUUGUGUUCACUCUGUUUUCUUGUCACUUGAUACAUGAAAAAUAUACAUAUAUAAAUAUAUAUAUAUAUAAUAUCUUAUCAGGUGCUUCUUUUUCACUGAGAUACUAUUUUAUGUAUAGGAGUAUAGUAUUUGCAAUGCAGUGUAACUCAAAGAGCAGCACAAAUUCGGUUUGAUUUAUUAAACAAUGAUUUGUACUCAU
Molecule: messenger RNA, 3552 nt
Organism: Pseudoliparis swirei
Lineage: Eukaryota; Metazoa; Chordata; Actinopteri; Perciformes; Liparidae
Gene: snx9b
Product: sorting nexin 9b
Exons: 19
Coding region: 263-2125 (620 amino acids)
Biological process (GO): mitotic cell cycle; endocytosis; cleavage furrow formation
Cellular component (GO): cytoplasmic vesicle; plasma membrane
Molecular function (GO): phosphatidylinositol binding; protein binding
Source: RefSeq, a predicted model, not a curated record